Molecule: messenger RNA, 2051 nt
Organism: Amorphotheca resinae ATCC 22711
Lineage: Eukaryota; Fungi; Ascomycota; Leotiomycetes; Helotiales; Amorphothecaceae
Exons: 1
Coding region: 367-1776 (469 amino acids)
Source: RefSeq, a predicted model, not a curated record
CAGGCACAUGCGAUUAUAAUCCCCUCAAUGCGUCGGCACUCAACGGUAGUUGGACCAUCCUACUCGAUAUUCAGCAACGCAUCAACGGAGGCAAUUUACGGCCGAGGACCCCUCCGGCAAUCGCCAAUUUCAAUUGCAUGAUUGCGAGGUUGCCGUCGCAAAUCUGAGAUCAUCUGCGGCUUUUGCCACCAGACUUUGGAUGACCUCGUCCGUUCUUGUACCAUACUCAGGGUGCGAUCUCGAUCGUCCGUGGGAACAAUCACAGCAAGACACAAAUCCGGCCGCGGGACACUAUCCUUCAUGCAUUUCUAAUCGGCGAUUCUUUCGAGCACAUCAUACUCCUCCUACAACCCACUUGGGUGCGAAAUGUCUCUCGAUGUCGCCCUUCAGUCCGUUGCAUUCUACGUCCUGUCGUGCAGCACAUGCGCCAAGAUAAACCAUCGACGGAAAGCGAAGAUACAGGCAAAGAGAGAGCGAGCAGAGAAGCAUGAAUUGGAGACGGAGCAGCCUGGCUUGUACCGGCACCCUUCGCCGUUCUCUACAAAUCCGUAUUGGGCCGAAGAAAUUAGGAUGGGACCUGGGCCGCCGAAUAAAAAAUUAGAGAAAGAGUGCAAGAAUAACAGCCAAGCGGCAUUGAAUACAGGACCGGGGAGCAGUUCCGCGAACAGCGCUAGUAUGAGUACGGGAGCAGCAAGCAGUCCUACAGCUGUUACAUCGCAAGCUUCUGGCGAGGCCUGGAAUCAGAUGCGAUAUCAAAGAGAGGAUGAGGAUCUUUGGGGUCACGAGACACAGGGGCCGGGUCAGAGGAUUAUGGAUGCUAUUACCCGCGCGGGUGAGACAGCAGGCCGCCUGUUGGAAGGGCGCUUGAGUAGGACCGUGACGGAGGAAGAGAACCCGAGGUCAUAUUAUUUGGCCAAGAAUCCACCAGUCAAUGAUCUUCAUCCUCCUGUGGUGAGCACGCAACCAGCCAGUAGGGACGAGACGAGAUGGAUGCUACAGCCCCCUCCGCCAGCAAAGGUAAUGGAAGGGAAGGAGCGGGUGAACAGGAAUCGAGCGGCUAGCAAUACCAGCAGUCGGAGAGGACCAGAAGAGUCUCUUGGUCGACAGGUUGCUGAAAGGCUGGUUGAUGCUAAGGUACAGCGAGCGGGUACACCUUCACAUUCUGAUGUGGGAAGAACUUCGUCGCAAAGAACUUCAUCACAACGAACUUCGUCGCGCCCUACUUCAUCGCGCCCUCAAUCCCGACCCAAGACAUCAAAUUCGAAUCGUCCCAAGGGGCAGCGCCAUGAAAGGAGUACAAGCAUAUCUUCUGCUUCGUCGGGGUCGGAGUCGGAUGGAACAACUAUGAAGAGAAAACGAAAACCGCCCAACCUAUCAAUAUCACCUACAUCAACUUCUCCUACUACUAUUGAACAUAUUCCUAUUCCCUCAUCUCCGGUCGCCACCACAACGGAAGUACAAGAACAUUCCGAUAAACCAACUCCCUCCACAGACGUCAGCUCCUCCGUUUCCUCUCCCCAGGACAAGAAAGAGAAUGGAGGGCAUUUAGCCCUUCGAGAACUCUCUCCUCCUUCAGCGAAUAGAGCCGCCAAUUCGCGGACUCCCUCACCUUCUAAUAGGCUUCCGCCCAAUGCCAAUUCAAUGCCUGUGACGAUCCCAACUGUCCAGUCAAAAUUCCCUGGUGCUGACACAUUUAUAUUUCCAAAUCCUAAGACCGCAGAAAACACGGAGCCAGCUGGUCUAGGCAUAGAGCUAGAUGCGACGAAAGCGAACUGAGCACCAUACCGAUGCUAGAAAAACGAUCUUUACACUGUAUUUCUUAUCGUCUCGACAACCGCCUUUCCUUGUGUUUAUUGUAUAUUUAAAGAAAGGAACGGACUGAGUCAUGCAUGGCGAGGCGCUUGGCUAUCUGGUUUAUGGGCUGAGCGGAUUGAUGAAUGGCAUUAGGUUAGGCUUUUCAUGCCUAGGUAUGCAUUGUGGGUUCCUUGGAUAAAAUUAGUAGUGGUAGAAGAUUGUUUAUGAUUAUCAAAACCUUGAAAACCGUUUCCAAU